GACAUGCUCACAGCUCUAGCUACGAAACUGAGUCAGUUUGGAUGUGUCAAAAGCUAAAAUAGUGCGCACGUUCUACGAAAUUCGCGCUGCAUUAAUUUGCGGCGCGGCGCUUCACGCAUGCGCUACGCUCUAAUACUGCGUGCGUAUAUAGCUAUCCAAAAACUUAUUCUCUUUCGACAUAACACUCAUUGUCAAUUUUUGCCUCCUGCAUAUGAGCACUCCCGUCCAGUCUUCUGGAUCUUGGCCAGUAUGGCAUCACUGCCGAGAGUGGAAGUGACUAGCACCUUCUGUCCCUCCAUAUCAAUCUCAAUAUUAGUCACCUCUGGGAGUUUGCCUAGCACCCUGUUGACUGCUCCGGAGCAACCCUCGCAAGUCAUCUUGACGUUGAACACGUGAACCUGAGACAUGGCUGCACAGAAAAAAUCACCACCUUGGUCGAGAGCCAAAAUAUACUAUAUAGCUAUAGCUAUAGAACAAGGGGCGAUCCCGCUUAUAGAAAAGGUGGGCGUAGCUAGUAGUGCUGACUGUGCACCACCUCGUGACCGGUUUGUUGGGAGUAACCCAAAGAGCUCAUAGUGCCAGCGUACUACUACUGUCCACGGAAGACAAUGGCGAACGUGUGGGGUGUCCUUGUGCUAGCCACGCUGAUGGUGGCAGUGUGCAGCGCUCAGAGUCCAGACGAGCCGUGCGUGAAAGACGCCUACCCGCCAGACCCCAAUACUGAAGUACCAACCUACACAGUAGAUCUUGAUCAGGACCCUAAACUGAGGUGGCAAAAACUGGUCACCGACAAGAAAGCCGAUAUUGUGAAGCUGAUUGACUAUGUCCAUUGGCUGUUGUCAUUCAUUGAUCACGGAAAGCUCAUACCAAUUGAGGAGGAUGUUUUUGGUUUGCUGGCAGAUAGUCUCCCUGCUCCGUAUGGUGACGAGAUGAGAGGAAUCAGCGAGUCCAGUGGCCUGCCUCUAGGAGAUGUGGUGUUGUACAACGUGUUUUACGAAAUAUUCAGUGUCUGCACCUCCAUCGUUGCCGAGUCGGAGAACGGGACCCUGAUGCACGUCAGAAACCUUGACUUUGGUCUUCUAAUGGGGUGGGAUAUUCAGAAUGAUACGUGGCCAGUGGCUGAAAUGCUGAGACCUAUCGUGGUCAAUGUGGAAUACAUGAAAGGAGGCAAGCUGGUGUACAAGGCUGUUCACUUUGCUGGCUACAUUGGAAUCCUAUCAGCCAUCAAGCCUGAUGUGUUUACUCUCACAAUGAAUGAAAGCUAUUCUGAGGCAGUGGACAUGUUGGCCAACACUCGUAUGUUGGCUCCAGCCUACUUCAUUGUCGGAGGAACAAAGAGUGGAGAGGGUUGUGUCAUCACUCGGACGCUAGAGAAGGCACUGGACAUAUGGAAGGCAGGGUCGCAUGCGCUGCUCUCAAAGACCCAGAGCUCUAGCAAGAGGCAGACACCAAGUCUGCUGCAGUUGGCCCAGCCUGAGAGCUGGCACCAGCUCCACAGAGACAUACAGGGAAGACUUCGGCAAGGAAGGAGCUCUCCCCCUCACCCCCUGUCCCCUCAGAUCUCUGGAGUGAGUGCUACUGGAGGCCUUAGGGAGAGCCAGCCGCAUAUACCAGUGUUGUCUGAAGCUGUGAAGAACACACUGAGCAAUUCUCCAUGGACCAGAACACACAGACAAGUUCAACAGGCUGCUGUGGAGCUAAGAGUGUGUGGUGAUUUCCGUGACUACCCAGAACCAGUGCAGUACAGCCUGUGCAGAGUUGGGUGGCAUCUCAGUCUCGAUCAAGGGAGAGUGAUAUUCAGGGAGCAUGCUCCUGCAUGUUGCUUCUACUUUAUCAUCUCUGGAAAUGUUCUGGUGACUAGUGACCAAGAGCCGGACCACACAUUGACUGCUGGGACCUCGUUUGGGGAUGAGUCUAUCAUUGACAAGACUGUCAGGACCAUGACAUGCUCUGCUCUGACACCUGUGGAGCUAUUGGUCAUUAGUAAAAGUGUAAAUCUGUCAGUGUGUCUUAGUCACUGGCCACUGCACCUGCUAGAGUCACAUCCAGAUCAGUGUAAAGUGGCUAACUUCAAAACCAAUAGUGUGGUGGUCAAGGACAGCACCAAGAACCCAUGGGUGUACAUCAUCAUGACGGGAUCCUGCAGGGCCGUGAAGAGAUUUGUGUAUGGCAGUGAAGAUCAGGGUGAAAGAGUACAGAAGAGAAAGAGCUACUCUAAUCCUGCCGAUGUCAGUAAACUAGCAGGUGAGAGUGCAGGAACCAGACAACCACCAGCCACAGGGAUACUGCGACAACAGAUGCUCUUGUCACAGAAGAAGAAUAAGCAACCCCACCUUGCCCAAGGUUAUUCUCCUGAACAAGUGCAGAGAAAGGGACAUCGUCUUCCACACACAAUCUCUACCCCUCAAAUCUCUGUGAGAAGACCUUUACCAAAGAAGCAAUUCCUACUCCAACUACAACUCUUGAAGCCCAAAGACACUUUUGGUUUAUCGUCGUUUGUGUAUGAAGAUGAGCCAAGCGUCACACUGGUGAGCAAUGGAGCUGAGGUGGUAAUGCUCUCCAAAGAGUUUCUACACUUACAUUUCAAAGAGACAACUAGAGGCAAACUAAAACAUCAGAUCUCACCGUUUCCGUCACAAGAAACAAUGCUCAAGAGAAUCAGGGAACGCUACUCGUAGAACACACACAAUCAUCACACACAUGCAGAAGACACAUGUAAUCACACCCCAGGAGAAGAAGUUAAAGGACCAAAAGUACAUAAAAACUGCAUGUAUGUUACAAUCCAGAUGCGAAAUAAUAUAGUUGCAAAGAAAGCCACCAACAUGAAUGAAAGAGUGCGGGCUAGGCAGGAUCGUCAAUCGAGAAGUUAUCAAACUGUGCAGGGUAGUAGCCUCCCGUGCCCAAGGCCACAAACCCAGGACGAUUGUUCUUUGCCUCAGCACUGUCUGACACACUAGCUCCUCUGUUCCCACUCACUCUCACACUGACCGAUGUGUGCUCAACUUUAAUCUGGAGUGUAUACCACUGUUGCAGUAGCACAGAGAAUCUUCCUGACUUCAACUGUUCAUUCCCAGCUGAAACAUGAAACAACAACUAUGCAGGAGCCAACGAAACUGUUUAACUUUCCGCCGAGGUCUGAAUUGUUGGUUCGUGUGCCAUAAAGCAACACCAGUGACUUUUAUAGCUUGGGAAUUGUAUGUACGU
Messenger RNA from Geodia barretti, 3204 nucleotides. Lineage: Eukaryota; Metazoa; Porifera; Demospongiae; Tetractinellida; Geodiidae. The record is from the annotation of a GenBank genome assembly.